AUGGACCUUAGCAGUCGCCCUCUCACCAAACGACCAAGAGCAUCGAUAGCCUGCAACGCGUGCAGGCAGACCAAGUCCAAGUGCGACGGUGCCAAUCCGGCGUGUGAACGCUGCCUAAGGCUUCAUCUCGAGUGCACAUACUCAUACAAUGUCCGAGACAAACGUCUCAAUCGACAAGCAGAACGCAGAGCCAACUUUGAGCUCCGGAGUAGAGUGAGUGAGCUGGAGGCUCGUCUCGCCGCAGCCUCGCAAAACCCAGACCCUGCCGACGCAAACGCAUCUGAGGGCAUUCACAUCAACCUAUCAGACGCCGAGGUUUCUCCUCACUUGCCAGACAGCAUUCAUGAGACAGAAAUGCAAAGAGAGAAUACUGCAACGGAGAGUUCGGAUAAGUCUGAAUCUCGGAUUGACGUGUUGGCUGCAGGUGUCUUUGAUCACCCAUCAUCAGGGAGCAGCAUCUGCUAUUUUGGAUCGAGCUCUAAUCACGCCUUGUUCUGGUCUCUGACGGCAAGCAUUGCAAACUUGGGCCAUCGCAGUAGCCGUCUGCAUCAAGAACCUUUACGAGCAGUUCAAGCACAUACCGGUCCUGCGCAUCUUCCGCACCCCGCCUCGUCUUCAAUCGCCCACUACGGGAGCGUUGAUGAGGUUGAUAUAGUAAAUACUCCUGGUCGAGAUGAGGCUAUGAAUCUGAUCUCACGAUUUUUCGAUACCGUCGGCGCUGUCCUGCCUUAUGUCAACCAACCUGCCCUGUUAGAUAGCUUUGACAAGAUUGCUGGACCUUCAGAAUCACAUCCGAAAUCGUCGAAUCGUGCGGUCAAAGCUUUACGGAGUAUCAUAUUUGCGCAUGCACUUUCUACUCGGGAUGCUGCUGCUGCAGAGCCACUUUACCGGCGAACUUUGAGUCUAUUGGAUCCAAAGACGUUAUACGCGCCCAGUCUCGAGCUACUUCAGGCACUUUUACUUCUAAGCAUCUUUCAGCAAAAUAGCCAGCGCUCUACCGAAAGCUGGACAACACACUCACUUGCUGUCAAAGCUUCCUACCAACUUGGCAUUCACGCCCCUUCAUCGUACGGCCAUCUAACAGCUUCCGAGAAAGAACUCCGUUCAAGUCUUUGGUUCGCCACCGUUAAUCAAGACAGGAUGCUGAGUUCAGCUCUUGGACAACCAUGCAUGAUACCUCUGCAGCACGUUCGCUCUGAUAUACUGCAUAUGCUAGUAUCUAUGCGCCAACAAAGGACCGUCGAGAUGCAGUACUCGCAAGAAAAUCUAGAAUACUUCCACAAUAUUGUGUACUCUACUCCCCCGAUCCUCUUCAUUGCUAAUCCGCUAACGCUGCAUCUUUCCAGAAUGCUACAUGGGAUCAUGGGUGUCGUAAUGGAGUCUGUAUGUGGCUCGAAUAUCGAUCCUUCGAGCUCUAUAAAAACCGACGAACUUCUCGGGAAAACUCUAGAGCUCUCGUUGAGACUAGAGAAAUGGCGCAGCAGCACUUCACCUCGCUCGAUCCUGGAAUCUGAUGUCAACUUCAGUUCGUGGACUGAGUGUGACAUCGAAGCACAAAGAAAUUCGAUUUUACUUUCAAUAUUCUAUUACCGAACAGUGCUUCUCGUUCAUGGGUGUCUUCUCAUGUCUAUCCUCGAAGCCGCUACACGCAAGGAUCAGCAGGCAGUCUCAGAAGUGCUCAAGAACACUGCUGCAAGUCUCUUGAAGGAUGAUUUCACAGCAACCAACAAUUUCUGUCACCUCAUUCGUGGCUUGUUAGCUUACAGUCCAACUUUCUUCAAGAGCAAUGCGAUCUGGUGGACUUGUAACUAUGCAGCUCUUACUAUAUGUCUUCACACGUUUGCCUUCUGGCUAGCUUCAACUAGCCCCGAGGCCGAAUUCAUUGCCUGUGGGCACAGCAGCUUUCAGCUGGAAGUCAGACUACGCGCCUGCCUAGACAUGCUACGGGCGAUAGGAGCAUCUAGCGCCAUGAGUGUGAAGGCGCACCGUUGUCUACAACGUCACCUAGACUUUUUGAUAACCAGCACAAGGAUGCCUGUUCCAACAGACCACGGAUCAGAUCCUCCAAUGAUACCGCAUGCUGUCACGCGCGCUCAGGAGCCAGGUAACUUAUCCGGUCAAGUUCACGGGGAGUUGAUGACAAGUGUACUCGAUGAUCCUGUGACCGGCUUGUUCAGUGACCUCAAUGUUCCCACUUUUAACAAUGCCGAUUUCGUUGACUUGGACCUGCUAGGAAUCACAGACUUCGACGCAGCAGGCUUGAUAUGA
Messenger RNA from Fusarium falciforme, 2268 nucleotides. RefSeq names its product C6 transcription factor. Lineage: Eukaryota; Fungi; Ascomycota; Sordariomycetes; Hypocreales; Nectriaceae. The transcript is spliced from 8 exons. Gene Ontology annotation, biological process: regulation of DNA-templated transcription; DNA-templated transcription. The record is from RefSeq and is a predicted model, not a curated record. Gene Ontology annotation, molecular function: DNA-binding transcription factor activity, RNA polymerase II-specific; zinc ion binding; DNA binding. The coding region runs from base 1 to 2268 and encodes 755 amino acids.